This is a messenger RNA of Phycodurus eques (leafy seadragon), 6643 nucleotides long. RefSeq names its product ArfGAP with GTPase domain, ankyrin repeat and PH domain 2 (gene agap2). Gene Ontology annotation, cellular component: nucleus. The record is from RefSeq and is a predicted model, not a curated record. NCBI's taxonomy places the organism in Eukaryota, Metazoa, Chordata, Actinopteri, Syngnathiformes, Syngnathidae. Bases 1415 to 4879 code for a protein of 1154 amino acids. Gene Ontology annotation, molecular function: protein binding; GTPase activity; GTP binding. The transcript has 19 exons.
UGUUGGGCAUCGAAAUGCUCCAAAUCCUGCCCCCGUCUUCGAAUAAAUUUCGUGGGUAAAAUAUUUAAUUGGAGGACAGACAAUGCCUACCAACCCCCCCGCCUGCCUUCAGCGAAUAGUUUUCAGGGGGCAUCACAAAAGCCUUGUGUGCCCGGGCAUCGGCCACUGACACACAAACACGCACACACGACAGACAGCUGAGGACAGAUGGACGAUCAUGGUCAAAUUAUUUCUGGAAACAAAAAAACCCCAGCUUGAGUGCCCCCUUUCCCCCCUCCAUUCUUAGUUCACAGCCCCCCCCCCCCCCCCUCCCUUUCCCAGUGAUAUUUUCCAGCGUCUCCCCUCAUUCGGCGGCUCCAACACUGCCGCUCUACCGCCAGCCGCCGCGCCCCGUAGACACCCCGCCCCCGCCUCGGUGGUACGCUGGGAGGAAGAUGGAGGGGAGGAGGGAAUAGGAAGGCGGGAUGAGCAAUCGUGAGCAGAAAGUAGGAGCAGGAUCCCGCGGCUCGCGACGAGGAGAUUCUUAGCGGGCGCGCUUGAGAGACGGGCUCCGAGGGCGUAACGUGCCGCCUGUGCGACGGCGUCUCUCGUCGUCGUCGUAAGCCGCGACUCGCCUCCUACGCGUCGUCCCGCUCAACGCCUCUUGCGGAGAUGAGGAGAGGGGCGUGAUGGCCGAACGCCAAACCCCGACUCCUCGGUGCGCCCCGCGUAUCCGCCGCGGAUUUCUUUCAGCGUCUCGUGCCGAUCCGCCGCGGCUCUCGUCGACGUCCUUCCUGCAGCGCCCGCCCGUGGAAUAGACGCUUCUGUCGACACGCGUGUGAGGCUUGAGGAAUGGCAAGGGGAGUUCGUGAUCCGGAUCCCUGGCUGCUCUGAGGUGACCCCGCUGAAUAUUUCGAGACUGCGCUUUAUAGCCGCCGCCGAUCCCGUGUUUGAUCAUGGAUGCGAUGCGGGGCAAUUGCUGUCGUGAAGCGGAUGUUUUUUCGCACAAGAAGAGCCGGGGGGACGAGCGAGGCGUAAGAUGCAGUGUGCUACGUAUAAGGUCAAUGGAAGCCCGACAGGAAUGAAGCAUUGCGCCCAUUCGUGAAGAUUUAUCAGCCCCGGGAGCCGCACGCAUAUGCAGCGUUGGGUUUUCCAGGAACAAAAGAGUUUCGGUGACGGGUGUGCUAAGACGAUUGAAUGUGCAGAUUCUCUGUGACUUCAAUUAAGACCCCAAACAAAGGAAAAGGCAGAUUUGGGGGAUGGAUGAACCCAACAGUUCCUCUGCUGACGUAAGGAGAAACUUCAUCUCCUUCCGUGCAAGUUUUUUGUCUCGGUCGGAUUCUUCCGCACCCCAACACGCUGAUAAACUGUCACUAGUUCACUUCCCUGUCUCCGUUUUCAUACAUCUACCUUGUGCCAACUGAAGCCUGGCCCCAUGAGCGAAGGCGGCGCCCUGCAGCAACGCACCACCUACCUCAUCUCCCUCACCUUGGUCAAGGUAGAGGCAGUGGAGGAGAAUGGAGGGGAGGUCCAGAGCAGCACCCCGGGCAGGGAGGCCACGGCGAGAUCGAGGUCCCGGUCAGAGGAGAGCCGGGCAGAAAAGGCCGGGGUCAAGGUGGAGACUGAAGCACAGAGUGGACCUGGAGAAACCCAGGCCCCACCACCGGGGACCGAUGCUCCUGUUUUCGUGGUCCAAGAUGAAGGGAUGAAACCGCAGAGCACCUUGACAGAUGAACCCGUCUGCGCUGUUGAUGCCCCCAGAACUAGCAGUGAGAAAGGACUGUGCAAACCUUCUAUCCCUUUACAGCCAGAGAGAGCAGACGCAGACUUAACUCCAGCAGAGAAAAUACACCGCACCCCUGAAGCAAAGCAAUCCCGGCCUCCCUUUUACACCAGUACACCCCCGACAGAGGUGGGCGAACCCGCCCGUACCCCGACCAGAACCAGCCUGCCCGUUCGCCCUGUAGGCCAGAGGCCGAUGAGUCUGCUCAAAUCUCACAGCGGCGUGGCCCCUCGCGGCCGCGACUGCAGGGAGGGUCGGGAGCGGAGCCCUACCUCAGCCCAGAGUCUCGAUCGCAAGGACUGCCGAACGACCGCGCGCUCUCCGGGCCCUUGCCGGGCCUCGUGGGCCGAGGCCGGCGGGACCGAAGCGUGGCGGGACCCGCGGGAUGAAGUCCGAGCUGGGACGGAGCUGGAGAUCGGAGGCAGGGUGGCCGCGAUGCUCAGAGACAUGCCUCGCAAGGAUAGACUGAAGUCGGGUUCCACCUCCCUACCCGCGCAGGCUACCCAAGCCGGCAAACCUCCACGCAAGGGCAAGAGUCGCACGCUGGACAACAGCGACCUGAACAGCCUCUCUGAAGACCUGGCGCGGAGCGGCGAGGCCCAGCAGGGCCAGCGCGGCGCCUCCAAAGAUAGGAAGAUGCUGAAAUUCAUCAGCGGCAUUUUCACCAAGAGCAAUUCAAGUGUGGCGGGGUCAUCGACAUCGGCCGCUCCCGUCCUCAUUCAGAGGGAUUCCAGUGAGGAGGAAGUAAACAUCGCCAACAGCCAGGAAUGGAGCCUGAGCAGAUCCAUCCCGGAGCUGAGACUGGGCAUUCUGGGAAGCGUCAAAAGCGGCAAGUCGGCCCUGGUGACCAAAUACAUCACGGGCGCUUACGUUGCGCUUGACAAACCUGAUGGUGGCAGGUAUAAAAAGGAGGUGCUGGUGGACGGACAGAGUUAUUUAUUGCUGAUCCGAGAGGAAGCCGGGCCACCCGAUGCGCAGUUCAGCAGCUGGGCGGAUGCGGUGAUUCUGGUGUUCAGUCUGGAGAACGAAGACAGCUUCCAGGAGCUCUACCGACUGUACGGCCAGCUCGGCUCGCGGCGCGCGGACGUCCCCGUCGUCGUCGUCGGCACGCAAGAUAAAAUCAGCAGCACCAACCCGCGCGUGAUUGAGGACCAAAGGGCUCGCCAGCUGUGCAUCGACGUGCGUCACUCGCUCUUCUACGAGACCUGCGCCACCUACGGAUUCAACGUCGAUCGAGUGUUCUCGGAGGCCGCCCAGAAAAUUGUCGCCCAGAAGAAGCAGGUGGCACUGCAGGCCUGCAAGUCUCUCCCAAACUCUCCGAGUCACUCCGGAGGCUCCACGCCAGGGUCGGCCUCCUUCCCCGGCCAGGUCAGUAACGGCGUGAGCGGCGGCUACGCCUGCUCCCUGCCCUCCACCCCCGUGCUCGCCCACAGGGAGCUGAGGGCGGCCCAGGGGGAGGGCGGCGGCAGCUCCCGUUCCCUGAAGAGCAUCCCCCGAAGACCCUCGCUCUUCAAGAAUCGGGACUCGGAGAAGAGGGUCGCUGACGCCAAAGGAGACGCGAGCGGCGCUCGGGCGGUUCCGAUCAAACAGAGCAUCCUGUGGAAGAGAAGUGGCAGCUCUCUGAACAAGGAGUGGAAGAAGAAAUACGUCACCCUGUCCAGAAAUGGAACACUGUGCUACCACACCAGCCCCAGCGACUACAUGCAGAAUCUGCACGGGAAGGAGAUCGACCUUCUUCGCGUGACAGUGAAGGUUCCUGGCAAACGUCCUCCGAGAGCCGUCGCACCUGCGGGCCCCACGCUUGCGCCGCCCGCCCCCUCGGAAGUCGACGGGCUCAGUAAGGAGCCGGCGGCUGCGGAGAGCACGGUUCCUCAGUUGUGCCCCGCCACCCUCUCUGUGCUCGACGACCGUUCUGCCGGAGGAGAGCGAGGCCUUCAGCGCUGCGCCUCGUCUUUGUCCACCAAAGCGCAGAGUGUCGAUGCCCUCGAAGGGGCGUCCGGACCGUUUUCUGGUAAAGAUGCUGGCCAAUCAUCUCCCAUGAGUGACCGCAAGAAGAAUAGGAGGAAGAAGAGCAUGAAUCAGAAAGGAGACACAGCCGUCGGGCAGGCUGAAGCCAAGCGCAAAAUGUGGAAGCUAAAGAGCUUUGGUAGCUUGAGAAACAUUAACAAGACAGAUGAAGAAAACGCCGACUUUAUCAUCGUGUCGUUUACCGGACAGACGUGGCACUUUGAGGCUCCCGGUCUGGAGGAGAGAGACUCGUGGGUGUCAGCCAUCGAGAGUCAGAUCUUGGCCAGCCUGCAGUCGUGUGAGAGCGGCAGAAACAAGGCGCGGCGCAGCAGCCAGAGCGAGGCGGUGGCGCUGCAGGCCAUUCGUAACACCAAAGGCAACAAUCUGUGUGUGGACUGUGAAGCACCAAACCCCACUUGGGCCAGUCUCAACCUGGGUGCGCUGAUCUGCAUCGAGUGUUCGGGAAUCCAUCGGAACCUGGGCACUCACCUGUCUCGGGUGCGCUCGCUGGACCUGGACGACUGGCCCGGCGAGCUGACGCAAGUGCUGUCCGCCAUCGGGAACCACACGGCCAACAGCGUCUGGGAGGGCCGCACUCUGGGCAGGGCCAAGCCCACGCCCGCGGCUUCACGCGAAGAGAGAGAGUCGUGGAUUCGGGCGAAGUACGAACAACGGGCGUUCGUGCCGCCCCUCCAGCCGCGUGCGGACGACAGCCUGCCGGCGCGGAUGCUGUCGGCGGUGACCGAGCGAGACCUGGUGCGGCUCCUGCUCCUGCUCGCCCACAGCAGCAAGGAGCUCAUCAACGCGCCGCUGCUCGCCGCCGGCGCGGCCCCGCACGCCGGCACGGCCCUGCACGCCGCCUGCCUGCUGGGCGACGUGGUAAUGACCCAACUCCUCAUCUGGUACGGAAUCGACGUGAAAGCGAGGGACCGCCAGGGCCAGACGGCCAUGAUGAUGGCGAGAAAAGGCGGGAACAAAGGCUGCGUUGCUAUUUUGCUCCAACACGGCUGCUCCAAUGAGACGUCACCCGCCGUCGCCACACCCGUCCUCUCCCGCCGCUCCAGCACCGCCAGCCUGGGCCGCAGCAGCUCCAGGAAGCACGCCCCGUAGCCCGGCCGCGCGAGCUGCUGUGAAACUUUCAGCACACUCGAGCGGCUCGUAAGAGAGAACAUCGCUAUCGCAUUAAGCAGAGGUGGGGACUGCGGUCACAUGACUUGACUCGAGUCAGACUUAAGUCGCUCAUUUUAGGACGUCAUACUUUCUUGGCUGGCGUCCCUGAGACUCGUCCCGUCUUACGCCUGGUACGUAGGCACAGUAAAGACCGUCGGGCUGGUUUGGUCCCGAUUUUGCCCCUUCCUCUCCUCUACGAUGAUUCUAUAAGAGGAUCCUGUGGUCUGAGGUAAGGUUAAGUGUGAUUUUGUUCCACUAAGACAACGAUCUUAAAUAUUGAACAUGCUCAAUAUUUCCAGCCAAAACGUUUCGGGUGUGGGUAAAGACGAAAAUUGUGACUUGAAACCGAAUGUAGCCAAUCGAUAAGUGACCUGACUGACGAACAAGUAAGCGGCCGUAAAUCAAAACAAACCCUUUUCAACACCGCUUAUCCUGGUUAGGGUCGCGGGGGGCCGGAGCCUAUCCCAGCGGACUUUGGGCGAAAGGCGGACUACGCCCUGAACUGGUCGCCAGUCAGUCGCGGGGCACAUAUAGACACGGACAACCAUUCGCACUCACAUUCACACCGUCACGGAGUGGGAAGUGAACCCACGCCGCCCGCACCAAAGUCAGGCGCGUGUACCACGACAUCAGGGGUGUCAAACUCAUUUUUGUCUUGGGCCGCAUUGUAGUUAUGAUUUCCCUCAGAAGGCCAUUAGCACAGCGAAACCAUAUAAAUGUUUAAUCACCAAUCACCAUAUUAUGACCAUUACACAACAAAUUGAGGGAUAACGAGUUUUGAAAUCAGAAGACAAGGAUAAUAGUUUGUUCAACUUACUGUAGAAGGAGGGUUUGGUAACAGAAAAAUGCAAUAUAUCAACAUUAUUGUUUAUUAUUAUGACCAUUUGGAAUUUGGGUAAAGACACAACCAUCACCAUCAGUGACGAACAUGUCCUACCUAGACUUUACACCGAUUUCAUCGGGCUGUUCGCUAUCGGCCGAUAUUUAGCAUUUUAUGCCGAUCGGCUUUAAUGUCAUCAUUCGCCGAUCCGAUCAAUGAUGCCAUCGAUCGGCUCCGCAAAAGACGUUUACUCCGCGUCGCCAUCGUGCACACUAUAGUUGAAUCCUAAAGUUACUUUAUUUUUUGCCUUGUCACGCGUCUUUUGACGUAGUAUUGGGAAUAUUUGACGGCCAAUAAAGUAAUUUAAAAAAAAAAAAAAAAACAUGUCGGCGGUGUGGGACAGACAACACGUAAUGCCCGGAUCAGACUACAAGACAAAUUUGCUCUUUCAGGAUUGGACUAUGUCAAGACUACUGCAAUAAAAUCUUGUAUUCCGAUACCACCGCAUCGCGUUUUUUUACGAUCAUUGGGCUUGAUCUUGUCAAGUCAAAUGCGACCGGAUACACUUGUUACUGUGGCGACGACAACGCGAGUGGAGCGCGCCAACUUUGUAUUUUAAGGACAAAACGGGGGAAAACGUGUGCUGGUGGUCACCGGUGCUCAGGACAGGAGAGGACGUUCGUUUAAGGCUCGCUUGAGGUACGUUCCCGUACUUUGAAUACGAUACGGCUCGCGAGCAGGCACAAAACGUUACGUAGCCUAGCAAGCUAGCGGUACCACGAACGGUUGGACGUCAACAUGCCGCCGUUCUGUCGAAUCCUCCUCUAAAGUUUCGGUGUGGGUGAAGUCAUUUCAUUAAAAAUAAAGUCAUUUAAUUACAGUAA